AUGGGUCUUACAUACGCUAAGCACUAUGAGCAACAACAAUGGGAGUAUGCUGCCCGAGCAUACUUGUUGCAUCUAGUUGGAUGCAGUAUAUUUGCUGAUAAGACUGCCACAUUCAUUCGGGUGUUUUAUCUUUUGCUCUUUAGAGACGUACACGCAUGUGGCCGAUAUGCUUGGGGCGUUGUUGCACUAGCAUAUAUGUAUGAGCAGCUAGGAGAUGCUAACUUGGCUUCGACUAGACAGAUGACAGGUUAUUUGACUCUGUUACAGAGUUGGAUAUAUGAGUGCUUCCCUACAUUGGGAAGAAGGCGUAUGGUGUCUUCGUACAUGGAAGACAGACCGCGUGCUGCAAAGUGGGAGUCACCGAGGCAGGGUUCCACUCUCUUAGAGGUCAGGGUACACUUGGAUGCGCUGACAUAUGAUUCAGUCAUCUGGUACCCUCAGGAGACUCGUCCCUUUUAUGGCAUUUGUAUGUUCUCGGGAUGGAUCAGGAUUCGUGAGAUGUUGUGCCGACAUUUGCCCGAGCGUGUUUUGAGGCAGUUUGGAUUUCACCAGUCCAUCCCUCGAGACCCACCCGUUAUUGCAGAUGCAGACAUACUGGCAAUCGAUGAUGUAUGGUUGCACUAUCGUGAUCAUGUUGUUAUGGGUGUGUCCGUCGGCAGAUUCCCAUCUGAUUGUGUUAAUGGUUACCUUCCUUGGUUUAGGAUGAUAUCUCAUCCUUACAUUAUUCUUGCUGCUGAUGACGACCGGCUGAGUCUUGCUCCCAGACUCUGA
Molecule: messenger RNA, 771 nt
Organism: Vigna angularis (adzuki bean)
Lineage: Eukaryota; Viridiplantae; Streptophyta; Magnoliopsida; Fabales; Fabaceae
Product: protein MAINTENANCE OF MERISTEMS-like
Exons: 2
Coding region: 1-771 (256 amino acids)
Source: RefSeq, a predicted model, not a curated record